Acanthosepion pharaonis is the source of this 1227-nucleotide messenger RNA. NCBI's taxonomy places the organism in Eukaryota, Metazoa, Mollusca, Cephalopoda, Sepiida, Sepiidae. The record is from the annotation of a GenBank genome assembly.
AUGAAGAAGACCAGCACGUCAGGUAAUACAGAAGAAUCGUCUUCGUUUAUAACAGGGGUCGUCAAACGGUGUUCGAGCAAACCCCUAUGGCAAACAUCUAUCUAUCUAUCUAUCUAUCUAUCUAUCUAUCUAUCUAUCUAUCUAUCUUUAUUCCCUCUAUCUGAGCAUCUAUCCUCCUUCCUAUCUCUUUCGCUCUUUCUUUUCCACUCACAUCUAUCUAUCUAUCUAUCUAUCUAUCUAUCUAUCUAUCUAUCUAUCUAUCUAUCUUUUUUCCCGCUAUCUAAGCAUCUAUCCUCCUUCCUAUCUCUUUCGCUCUUUCUUUUCCUCUCACUUUUAUCUAUCUAUCUAUCUAUCUAUCUAUCUAUCUAUCUAUCUUUUUCCCUCUAUCUGAACAUCUAUUCUCCUUCCUAUCUCUUUCGCUCUUCUGAUUCCUCUCUUAAAUGCGAUUUUUUCUUAUCUAUCUAUCUAUCUAUCUAUCUAUCUAUCUAUCUAUCUAUCGCAGUCUGUUCAUAUCUAUCUAUCUAUCUAUCUAUCGCAGUCUGUUCAUAUCUAUCUAUCUAUCUAUCUAUCUAUCUAUCUAUCUAUCUAUCUAUCUAUCGCAGUCUGUUCAUAUCUAUCUAUCUAUCUAUCUAUCUAUCUAUCUAUCUAUCUAUCUAUCUAUCGCAGUCUGUUCAUAUCUAUCUAUCUAUCUAUCUAUCUAUCUAUCUAUCUAUCUAUCUAUCGCAGUCUGUUCAUAUCUAUCUAUCUAUCUCUAUCUAUCUAUCUAUCUAUCUAUCUAUCGCAGUCUGUUUCAUUCAUCUAUCUAUCUAUCUAUCAUCUAUCUAUCUAUCUUCAUCUUUCUAUCAUAUCUAUCUAUCUAUAUCAGUCUGUUCAUAUCUAUCUAUCUAUCUAUCUAUCUAUCUAUCUAUCUAUCUAUCUGUUUGGCUUCUUGUCUGUCUGACUGUCUGUCUGACUGUCUGUCUGUCAUAUUUAUGCAUCUAUCGAUCUGUAUGUCAUUCUGUCUGGUCCGCAUUACCCGUUUUAGCUGCAAAAACACAUUCAGGCCAACGGACGCACCAACAGCGUCUGUCUGCCCAUGCAUGCACACAGAAACGCCAUCAAAUAACUCAUCUCAUAUAUGCACGUCGCACACACGCAUACACAUUCAGAUACAUACGCAAAACGCACAAAGGAAGGUACUGCCACUCAAACAUAGGAAAAAAUGCUUCUCCUCGACCACCUUGCUGA